Messenger RNA from Mesorhabditis spiculigera, 867 nucleotides. The record is from the annotation of a GenBank genome assembly. Lineage: Eukaryota; Metazoa; Nematoda; Chromadorea; Rhabditida; Rhabditidae.
AUGGUGAUUCUAUCAAAAGCCGAAGCUCAAAUCUGCGCCGAAGAGACGCUAUGGGAGCCUCAAAUGGAGAAAGACGCAUGCGGAGUUGGAUUCGUAGUGUCGAUCAAGGGCGAAAAGACGUAUAAGAUUAUGGCUGAUGCGCGGAUCAUGCUGGAGCGAAUGGCUCAUCGUGGUGCUUGCGGAUGUGAUAUGGAUACUGGAGAUGGAGCUGGUGUACUGGCUGCUAUCCCUGAUGCUCUAUAUAGGGAUGAACUGAAGAAAACGGAUGACGUGGACCCGCCACCUGUUGGGGAAUACGCCACCGGCAUCCUUUUUAUGGCUGAAGGCUCAUACAAGCAAGCGAAGGAAGCAUUGGGCGACCUGGCCCGCGCUUGCAAGCUGAAAUCUUCCUCACCGCGGGAUUAUGCCCACGAAGAUAAAGACCAGUUCGAGCGCAACCUCUUCCUGCUGCGAAAACGGUCGAAUACCGUGAUGCCGAAGCAGAGUCUCGACUGUUAUAUCUGCUCUCUAUCGACGACAAUCAUCGUUUAUAAGGUUUCGUACAUCAGAUGUGGCAACAUCUUAUUUAGGGGCAAUUCACUCCUGCAACAGCCAUACAAGUACUACGAUGAUCUGACCGACACACGCUUCAUCUCCCACAUAGCUUUGAUUCACUCUCGUUUCUCCACAAAUACCUUCCCUGCAUGGCAUCAAUGGUUGCCCAUAAUCGGUGAGAUCAACACUCUUCGCGGCAACAUCAACCUGAUGCAUGCUCGGGAAGGUGUCAUGAAGAGCAAGACAUAUGGAGAAAAUCUUGAGAAGCUAUUCCCCGUGGUCGAAGAUGGGUUAACCGAUUCUGGGUGUUUUGACACCCUACGAGUUUCUGGU